UGCUCUUCGUUGGGUUUCGGGUCGGUCCAUUCCUACAGUUACAGAUUCUUGCCAUUUUAACGGUCCAGAUUAAUUCUAUCAGUUCCUCUUCCUCGCCAAAUAUAGUCUCGACUCUCCACAGAGCUUAGAGAGAGUGACUCGAAGCUCACCACGAGGAGAUCUGAAACGAGGUGAGUUAGAAAGCCAUGGCGGAGGAGCAUCACCACGAGGAGCCGAAGCAGGAGUCUUUGAUUGAGAAGAUAUCGGAGAAGAUACACGGCCAUCAUGACUCCUCGUCGUCGGAUUCGGACGACGAGAAGAAAAAGAGCAGCUCUUCUUCUUCUUCUUCUUCUUCUCCUUCGCCGAUGAAGUCCAAUAUUUACCGCCUCUUUGGUAGGGAAAGGCCUGUGCACAAGGUUUUCGGUGGUGGCAAACCGGCUGAUGUUUUCUUGUGGAGGAAUAAGAAGAUAUCAGCAGGGGUGCUUGGUGGAGCAACGGCAGCGUGGAUUCUGUUUGAAUUGCUUGAAUACCAUUUGCUGACUCUGGUCUGCCACAUCUUGAUUUUGAUACUUUCAAUUCUGUUCUUGUGGUCAAACGCAUCCACCUUCAUCUACAAACAUCCACCACACAUUCCAGACUUCCAUAUCCCAGAGAAACCACUGUUACAGUUUGCUGCAGCACUGAGGAUAGAGAUCAACCGUGCUUUUGUUGUUCUGCGUGAUAUUGCAUCGGGAAGAGACCUCAAGAAGUUCUUAUAUGCGAUCGCUGGCUUGUGGGUCUUGUCUAUUGUGGGGAACUGGUGCAACUUCUUGACCUUGUUCUACAUCGCAUUUGUUUUGCUCCAAACAUUGCCUGUAUUCUAUGAAAAGUAUGAGGUCCAGGUGGACUCAUUCGCUGAGAAAGCACAUGCUGAGAUCAAGAAGCAGUAUGCAGUUUUUGAUGCAAAGGUUUUGAGCAAGAUUCCGAGGGGACCAUUGAAGGAUAAGAAGAAGGUUUAGAGUGGCAUUUCAGUUGGCCUUUUCAAUGAGCUGAGAAAUAUUUGGUAGCUGUGUUAUGUGAAAAGGUGGUGUGAAAUUUUUAUCCAUGAUUGUCAAGAACCUGUUUUACUUUUCUUUUUUUUUUUUUUUUUUUUUUUUUUUUUCCCUUUUAGGGUGUUGGGGUUCACAUCGUGGAUUGAUAUGGGUGCAGUAGUACUUGUGAAUGUGUCUAUCUGCUGACGGCCACCGAAUGAUAUGUUGUUACUUCAUACUCCUAUAUAUUUGCAUAUUUAUUAAUGCAUGUACAUUGGGCUAAUUUUAUAUCA
Molecule: messenger RNA, 1282 nt
Organism: Juglans microcarpa x Juglans regia
Lineage: Eukaryota; Viridiplantae; Streptophyta; Magnoliopsida; Fagales; Juglandaceae
Product: reticulon-like protein B2
Exons: 5
Coding region: 186-977 (263 amino acids)
Source: RefSeq, a predicted model, not a curated record